Trichoplax adhaerens is the source of this 534-nucleotide messenger RNA. RefSeq lists its product as uncharacterized. NCBI's taxonomy places the organism in Eukaryota, Metazoa, Placozoa, Uniplacotomia, Trichoplacea, Trichoplacidae. The coding region runs from base 1 to 534 and encodes 177 amino acids. The record is from RefSeq and is a predicted model, not a curated record. The transcript has 7 exons.
AUGUUAUGCAGCCUAACUAGCCUUGAGUUUUUUGAUAAACUUUUUUCAGAAGGUAUCGUGCAUGAAAAUGGCAAAAUUGUGCAGUGUUACGAUGAAUACUAUGAGAAUUUGAUUCUUUCGGAUGAACUUCGAAAGAUGUUACUAAUGGAAGAUUCCGAUCAUUACGAUUUGUUCAGUAAGGAAGAACGUUCUGAAUUCUUAUUUCGAAUAUUUCAGCAUCUUGUGAUUGGAGGGCCAAUAUGCCAGCAUGAAGAUGAUAUCCAGCCCUACCUUGAUACAGCUAAAUCUAUUUAUAAGGAUUUGCUAACAGUCCAAAAGGAUAAGGUCACUAAGAAACCAUUUGUUACUUCCUUCGUAUAUCUUUUGGCAGCCAAGGAUGAGAAAGAUAACACUCUAUUUCCAUCUGCAGAGUCUCAACAGCAGACAUUUUGUUACGCAGUUAUAGAUCCAGUUAAGCGUUAUGUAAAGACUGAAGUUGGCAUGUACAGAAAGGGGUCAAGUAUUCUACGAUUGGAAUUUGCCAAGGUUUCUUAA